AUGAGACAAGGGCAACAGUAUGACUUGUCAAAUCCGAAAAUUCUGGCAUUACAUAAAUUGUACCGAGUAGAAAGAACACCACCACGUCAUGCAGGUUAUGAUAUACUGAAAAAUCCAAGAAUAAUGAAGGGUACGGCUUUUGAUUUAAGAGAACGCCAUCGCUUAGGCAUUCUUGGUCUAAUUCCACCUGCUGUUAUGACCAUAGAACAACAAGAGUAUCGAAUAAUACGCAGAAUUCGUGCACAAACUGAUCCUCUCAUGAAAUACAUCAUCCUCGAUGAACUGCAGAGUCGAAAUGAAGCGUUAUUCUAUCGAGUUUUGCACGACAACAUUACGGAACUAAUGCCAAUUGUGUACACACCAACAGUAGGCUUAGCUUGCCAGAACUAUGGCGAUAUCUAUCGCUUUCCAAAGUUAGUUUUUGACUAA
Strongylus vulgaris is the source of this 429-nucleotide messenger RNA. NCBI's taxonomy places the organism in Eukaryota, Metazoa, Nematoda, Chromadorea, Rhabditida, Strongylidae. The record is from the annotation of a GenBank genome assembly.